Molecule: messenger RNA, 608 nt
Organism: Prorocentrum cordatum
Lineage: Eukaryota; Dinophyceae; Prorocentrales; Prorocentraceae
Source: the annotation of a GenBank genome assembly
GUUCUGGCAUCACCAGUGCGCCACGAGCGAAAAGGCGCGUGAUUACCUGGCCUGGAAGAACGCUGGCAGGGAUACGGACUUCCUGCCUCUGGCGGAGAUGAAGUGGAUCCUGGACGUGGAUGGUGGCGAGACCGCGCAUCUGAAGUGUGUCGAAGACGACUCUGCCUCUGGCGAGACGUGGUACAUCAGGACAGAACAAUUCGUGACGCUGGCGGAGAUGUUCAGCUACGGGCGCCGCCUUUGCUCGUGCCACUUCCUGUGCGCGCUGCACCUCCGACAACCGAUAUUCGCGACGAGGAAGGAGCACAGCGAGUCGCAGACGGCGGGGGGGCGCGCUUGCCUGCGCGCGGGCAAGGGCGGCGGUGAGUUCGACCCGUCGCGGAUUUCCCGCAACAAGUUGUGGUGGCGCGACGAGCGCGCGUUCGAGACGUUCAACAAGCUUGUGGCGCCUGCGGGGCUGAAGGAUUUCCUCGACGGACACUCCGACGAAUUCGCCUGGCGCGAGAAGGCCGACAACAAAGGCAUGCUCAUCACAUGGGCGAACAGGGCGCGGCAGGAGGAGCGCGUCCCGCCAUGGGCGCGCCCCGCCAUGGGCGAAGUGGGCGCAG